GCUCCGCCGGAGGCCUGCGCCCACACGCCUCUCCUGUGAGCCCCUGCCCGCCUGGACAGGGCCAGUGCCGCCCGUGGAUGAGCCACAGGACCUCCUCCUCCUUCAGAGCGGAGAGAAGUUUCCACUCCUCUUCCUCCUCUUCCUCGUCUUCCUCCGCGGCCUCCCGCGCCCUCCCGGUCCAGGACCCACCCAUGGAGAAGGCCUUGAGCAUGUUUUCCGAGGAUUUCGGCACCUUCAUGCGGCCCCACUCGGAGGCCCUGUCCUUCCCAGCCCGCCCCGGGGGGCAGGGCAACAUCAAGACCCUCGGAGAUGCCUAUGAGUUUGCAGUGGACGUGAGGGACUUCUCACCAGAAGACAUCAUUGUCACUACCUCCAACAACCACAUCGAGGUGCGGGCAGAGAAGCUGGCAGCGGAUGGCACCGUCAUGAACACCUUCGCUCACAAGUGCCAACUGCCGGAGGACGUGGACCCGACGUCGGUGACCUCGGCCCUGCGGGAGGACGGCAGCCUGACCAUCCGGGCCCGGCGCCACCCGCACACAGAGCACGUGCAGCAGACCUUCCGGACAGAGAUCAAAAUCUGACGGGCUCCCUAGCUCCAUCCCUCCUCCCUGCUCCUUCCCCACUGCCCUGCCAGCUGUGACGCCCUCCUGACCCCUCAACGAAGCCCCCAGGACAUCUCGGCCCAGGCGCUCUGACCCCUGACACCCCCAGACCCCAGGUGGGUCAGCCCCAAGCCAGGGCCCUCCACUCCGCCUCACUUAGGGCUCCCGGAUCCCAGAUAUGGCCUCUCUCACUUAGUCCAGGGCAGAGGGGUUGGGGUGGACAAAGGAAAGGGGUUGGGCCAAGCAGAGCCUCUCGGCUGGCAAUCUGCAGGACAGACAAAUCCUUUGACCUGUGGAGUCUCUGCAGGGCAGGGGCAGGGGCACUGGUGACCAGGGACCCCCCUGGCCAAGGGGAGCAGAAGAGGCAGACGGAAGGUCACGGACAGACACCUAUCUAAGCGAGACUGCUCAGAGAGGCCAGGAGAGAAGCCACCUCUGACCUUACACCCCCCUUCGGCCUCUCUCUAAGCCCCAGACCCACUGGCAGGCUGCCAGUCGCCCUGUGCCCCCAGCCAGCCAGCUGCGCCAGGGCAGGGCCAUGCUGUACCUACACAUAGUUGGGCUUUUCUCGGUACAGCUGGUUCUUGAUAAAAUGGGCAAGACUCCGGCUGUCGGCUACCUGACGUGCCUCCGGGAGAGGUGGGGGUGAGGUUGGGUCCCUCUUCCACCCACAGGCCUGGGCUCCUGGGGCUGCUCCCACUGCAGACAGGAUCGCCCAGCAGCGGUGGGAACAAGCCCAGGACGGGACUUUGGGGCCUCAAGAUUGGAUCGCUGCUUCUCUCUGGGCGGCCACGGCCCCAUCCUUUUCCCUUCCUGAUCUGUAGGUUUGGUGUACCCAUCACACACCUACUGCCGCCCUCCAGACACUAGCAUUACCAUGGGUCAAGGUCAAAUCAGAACAUUCUACAAGCAGACUUACGAUGUCUGCUCUCAUCAGUGGGGACACUGGGUCUUGAGCGUUAAGUGCCAGCUUUGUCACUGAAGGUUGGGGCUGAACCCAGGACGCCAGCUGUCCACACCCCUGCCUCUGUGCACUGAGGAGUGACCUCCCUUCCCUCCGCCCCACAGGCCCUGCUGGGGGGUGAAGCGGCCCAGCCGAGUUCCCCCCCGGCCCUCCAUCCAGGUCAGUCUUCUCUGCAGAGCCCUUGCUGUCCCUAGUGACUAUGGCUCAGUCUCCCACGUACAGAUGCAGGGUGAGGGGUAGGGGCGUCUCACAGUUGGCCGGGGUUCCCAGGACAAGCGGCAGGGCCAGCCUCUGCCCUCCACAUCUCUCCCUCUGGACAUUCUGGAGUCCUGGGAGGAGGGGAACAGGGUGUGGGGAGGGAGAAGGAUGCGGUGUCACCUGUGCACACAAUAAAGUCUCCCAGACUCCUGGAGCUC
Messenger RNA from Lepus europaeus (European hare), 1985 nucleotides. It is a transcript of the gene HSPB7, whose product is annotated as heat shock protein family B (small) member 7. The record is from RefSeq and is a predicted model, not a curated record. Gene Ontology annotation, biological process: heart development. The transcript has 3 exons. The coding region runs from base 78 to 584 and encodes 168 amino acids. Gene Ontology annotation, cellular component: nucleus; cytoplasm. NCBI's taxonomy places the organism in Eukaryota, Metazoa, Chordata, Mammalia, Lagomorpha, Leporidae.